UGUUUAAUACUAGUAAUGUUGCAGUUAUUAUGUAAUAGUAGUCAACAUAGAGUCUACACAAUAGUCAAUGUAUUGUUUAUAUGUUAUGUUUGUAUUAUGACUGCACUCAUGGGUUGAUGUGUUUUAUACGACAAAUGUCUAUACAUCGGGUGUUGUUUACAAGACAUUUGAGGAUCAAUUAAGUGAUGAACAACGACCUCAUUGUUGUGGCCGUAAAUCACAACAUCCAAAGAGGACUUCAUUAUGAAGUAGUAUUCAAAGGAAAUAACAUAAACAGCAAUUUUGACGAUACAUCUGUGUCACAUCUUAGUGAAUGGAUUGAUACGUUGGGCGAAGAAUCAGCUAAAGCACAAAAUCUUAAACAAUCGAUUACUUCAUAUAAGAAACUGAUUGACGAACGAAAUGACGAUAAAAUAUAUAUAAUUGUUAAGACAGACGACUAUAAUGACCACAAUUGGAUUGCAGUCGGGUUUGUCCGGUUGGGAACAAAAGAUCUUUGGUUUGCCGACAGAGAUAACACUAAUUUAAGACAGUUUUGCAAUUGUUUUUGUAUUUUAGAUUUUUAUGUUCGUAAUCAACGACAAGGUUUGGGAUAUUUUUUGAUCUCAUUAGUCAUGAAGUCGGUGUCGACACCGGCGGCACAGUUCGCAUACGACAGACCAACCAAAGCAAUGCUAACAUUUCUUGACAAACAUUUUGGUCUGAGUCGACCACUUCCACAACACAAUCACUUUAUUAUAUUUGAAAACUUCUUUUAAUUAUUAAUCAUUAUUUUGUUUAAUUGCUAUAAAAUUUAUUUCACAUUUACCGGUACCUCGAAUUCAAAUUUUUAUAAGUCAUUAAUUUGAUUAG
Molecule: messenger RNA, 852 nt
Organism: Oppia nitens
Lineage: Eukaryota; Metazoa; Arthropoda; Arachnida; Sarcoptiformes; Oppiidae
Product: alpha-tubulin N-acetyltransferase-like
Exons: 4
Coding region: 186-758 (190 amino acids)
Biological process (GO): alpha-tubulin acetylation
Cellular component (GO): microtubule
Molecular function (GO): tubulin N-acetyltransferase activity
Source: RefSeq, a predicted model, not a curated record